Solea solea (common sole) is the source of this 2657-nucleotide messenger RNA. RefSeq names its product P450 (cytochrome) oxidoreductase b (gene porb). The record is from RefSeq and is a predicted model, not a curated record. Gene Ontology annotation, molecular function: FMN binding; NADPH-hemoprotein reductase activity; flavin adenine dinucleotide binding. Gene Ontology annotation, biological process: response to hormone. Lineage: Eukaryota; Metazoa; Chordata; Actinopteri; Pleuronectiformes; Soleidae. Gene Ontology annotation, cellular component: cytosol.
CAUGCAAAUAAGUAUUAUUUAAGGUUGUGUAAGCACGAAGGACCUCCCCCGCCGUCGGCUGCAGUUGGUUUGUUCCUACGUGGCGUAAAGUUUCCUUCCGUGUGAACCGCAGUGUGAGCUUGACAAGAAGAGGAGAGGCGAAGUGUUAACAUGGCAGACAUGGAGACUGAGACCCCCACACCCAUGCCAGAAGAAGAGGAGCCUCUUUUUAGCAACCUAGACCUCUUCCUCUUUACAUUAAUAAUUGGCAUCUUCAUUUAUUGGUUCAUGUCCCGUAAGAAGCCUGAUCCCAUACCUGAAUUCAAGAAGCUCGAAACCGCAUCAACACCCACCACAAGGGAUACAAGUUUCAUUGAGAAAAUGAAGAAAACGGGCAAGAACAUUAUUGUGUUCUACGGCUCGCAGACGGGCACAGCGGAGGAAUUUGCCAACAGACUGUCCAAAGAUGCUCAGCGCUAUGGCAUGAAAGGAAUGGCCGCUGAUCCAGAGGAGUAUGAAAUGGCGGAACUGUCACGUCUGGGUGAGAUUGAAAACUCCCUGGCCAUAUUUUGCUUGGCCACCUAUGGCGAAGGAGACCCAACAGAUAAUGCCCAGGACUUAUACGAUUGGCUGCAGGAGAAUGAUGACGAAGACUUCGCUGGGCUCAACUACACCGUAUUCGGUUUAGGCAAUAAGACAUAUGAGCACUACAAUGCCAUGGGAAAAUAUGUGGAUAAAAGACUUGAAGAACUGGGAGCCAAGCGCAUCUUUGACCUUGGUUUAGGAGACGAUGAUGGAAAUGUGGAGGAGGACUUCAUUUCAUGGAGAGAGCAGUUCUGGCCGGCAGUCUGUGAGCACUUCGGAGUGGAACCCUUAGGAGAUGAUUCAAGCAUACGGCAGUACGAGCUGAAAGAGUACCCUGACAUCAACGCAAGCAAAGUGUACACAGGGGAGAUCGGUCGUCUGAAGAGUUUUGAGGUUCAGAAACCUCCCUUUGAUUCGAAAAACCCUUUUCUGGCCUCAGUCACCGUCAAUCGCAGACUCAACAAAGCUGGUGACAGACAUCUCAUGCAUCUGGAACUGGACAUAACAGGCUCCAAGAUCAGGGUUCACCCAAACAGCAUCCACAUUUGUGCCGUAGUGGUGGAGUACAAGACCAAGACAGGCCGCACUAACAAGGGAGUUGCCACCACCUGGCUGAAGAAUAAACAGAUCACUGACAACGGCCACAAAUCCACUGUGCCCAUGUUCAUCCGUAAGUCUCAGUUCCGCCUACCCUUCAAAGCCACCAACCCUGUCAUCAUGAUUGGUCCUGGACUGGAUCGCUCCUUCAUGGGCUUCAUCCAGGAGAGGGCCUGGCUCAAGGAGCAAGCAAAGGAGGUUGGAGAGACGGUGAUGUUUUUUGGCUGCAGGCAUAAGAAUGAGGAUUAUCUGUACCAGGAGGAGCUGGAGGAAGCAGAGAAGACUGGAGUCCUAACACAGCUCAACGUCGCCUUCUCCAGGGACCAGGAGCACAAGGUUUACGUGCAGCAUCUCUUAAAGAAAAGCAAGGAGCACCUUUGGAAGUUGAUUCAUACAAACAAUGCUCACAUCUACAUCUGCGGGGAUGCAAGGAACAUGGCUAGAGAUGUGCAGACAUCCUUCUAUGAGAUCGCAGAAGAAAUGGGAGGCAUGACACGCACCCAGUCCACAGAUUACGUCAAAAAACUGAUGGCCAAGGGACGCUACUCACAAGACGUGUGGAGUUAAAGAGCCUUUAAUGGCCUCUUUCUGACUGCUCAAGUGGGGUUCUUUUUUUUUUUCUUUUUAUACUGUAUGUCUGUUGUGUACACACACAAACACACUUUGGUUCAUGAAAGCCACAGGUAGCAGAAUACCAUCAGGCAAACCCUACCUCAGCAGCAGGUUGUUAUAAAUCCAUUGGGCAAUUUCAAUCUGUAUUUUUCUGUUUACCAUACCACCAUAAUGUCUGUUAGAGUCCUUGCUUGAGCCAGAGUCACAGACCAAACUACAAUAACCCAAAAUGGAGGUGCUUGUGAAUUAAUGAAUAAGUGUAAUUGGCUGUUCGAUAAACAUUCUGGGCCGUCCAAUCAAAUGUGGAAACCUCUGCUGGCUUGAGUGAACUCACGACAAUUGGCACUGUCGUUUCAGAUUUCAUUUUGAUUUGACACCUUUUUCGUAUGAGCCUGUCCCAUCUGUUUUCAGUCCAACAUGUACGUAUAUGUACAUAACUUAAUUCCACUGUGAACACGACAAUUUUAACAGAAAAAUUCUAGUGCUUGUUCAGUUUGCCGUCAUGAAGCGUUCAUGACUUUCAUUAUCAUAACACGUCUAGAUGAAUACGAGUGUUGUCUGCUCCCCUUCCAGCAGUCUCAGCAUUCGUUACUUAUCCUCAAGAGAUGAUCUAGCCCUACUUUGUCAUCUUAAAAAUACAGUUUUAAAAACUUUGUGAGAGGCGUCGACGAAGUAUUUGCUACGACAGCUUGACAUCAUUGGUACAUUUUUAAUCUCAACGUUUUUUUUUUUUGACAAGGGAUCUUACCUUAUAUGCACAAUAUGAUAUGAUAGUGGUAACCUACAGUUGCAAAGGGAACACCAUUUAUAGAAGAAAAAUAAAAUUAUGAUUAACAUUUGUCAUCUUUCAAAUAAACCCUGUCAUUAAACAUAAUGCAAAUGAA